This is a messenger RNA of Dictyostelium discoideum AX4, 801 nucleotides long. RefSeq lists its product as hypothetical. The coding region runs from base 1 to 801 and encodes 266 amino acids. The transcript has 3 exons. The record is from RefSeq and is a predicted model, not a curated record. NCBI's taxonomy places the organism in Eukaryota, Evosea, Eumycetozoa, Dictyosteliales, Dictyosteliaceae.
AUGAGUAUUACAAUGUCUGGCUUUACAACUACAACAAAUAUCGAUUCAUUGACAAUAUCAAUAUCAAAUAUUUCAAAUAAAAAAGAUCUUGUUAUUAAUAAUCCAUUUGGUCAAUACUAUGAUAGUAUUUCUGCUAUUUAUCCAGAAUUACCAUACAAUCAAUAUUUUACCAAUAUUAUAUCUGGUUCAAACAAAGUAACAAACAUUAGUGUAACAAUUGAAUGGUUUAAUCAAACCAAAUCAAUUCAAUUUGCAAAUCAAAAUUUAAUAAUGAACCCAUCAACCUUGAAAUAUACAAUUGAAAUGACUUCGUACAAUUUUAAAAGCCAAUUGAAUACUUUACAAUUGGUAAUGUCAACUUUAUUAGAAUCAUCAAAGACCAAAGAUAUUUGUUCAUCCAAACAAUUUGUCUAUGGUCGUUUCAUAAAAAGAGCUUUAAUAGACAACAAUGCCAAAUCAAUUGAAAAUGUAUUAUUAGAUUCUACUUUCAAUCCUAUUGAAAGUUCUUAUCAAUCUCAAUCUUUUAUUGGAAUUGAAAUCCCAAAUUUUAAAAAAUCAGCAAAAAUAGAUCCAGACUUUUCAGUAUUACUUUCAGCUUCCACGGAAGAUAAUAAUUCAAUUUGUUCAAAAUCAAAUAGUAGUUUAUCUGGAACAAAAAUAGCUGGUAUCGUCGUUGGGUGUACUGCUUUUGUUGCUGUAGUUUUAAUUUCAACUAUUUAUAUUAUUAGAAAGAAAAAACAAAAUUCAAAAUUUAUUAAUAAUAUGAAUAGCAAUAUAAAUAAUCGGAAGUUCGGAUUUUAG